Corythoichthys intestinalis (scribbled pipefish) is the source of this 6135-nucleotide messenger RNA. Its product is annotated as atrial natriuretic peptide receptor 1. Lineage: Eukaryota; Metazoa; Chordata; Actinopteri; Syngnathiformes; Syngnathidae. The transcript has 23 exons. Bases 1389 to 4511 code for a protein of 1040 amino acids. Gene Ontology annotation, molecular function: guanylate cyclase activity; protein kinase activity; natriuretic peptide receptor activity. Gene Ontology annotation, biological process: intracellular signal transduction; protein phosphorylation; cGMP biosynthetic process. The record is from RefSeq and is a predicted model, not a curated record. Gene Ontology annotation, cellular component: plasma membrane.
UUUUUCCCCAGUAAUUAUUUUGUUUUGUUAAAUGUACACCUUCUGCCUAAUAUAUACAUAACCCAAUAAAACAAAAUUGUUGUGGAACUCAAAAUGUUGACUGGACAGUUAUGGACUAUGCACAUGAAAUCAUUAGUAACUAGGAGUGUCAAACAAUUAAAAUUUUUAAUCAAGUUAAUUACAGCAUAAAAAAUAAUUAAUCGUAAUUAAUCGCAAUUCACACCAUCUAUAAAAUAUGCCAUAUUUUUCUGUAAAUUAUUGUUGGAAUGGAAAGAUGAGACACAAGAUGGAUAUACACAUUCAACAUAUGGUACAUAAGUACUGUAUUUGUUUGUUAUAACAAUAAAUCAACAAGAUGGCAUUACCAUUGUUAACAUUCUGUUAAAGCGAUCCAUGGAUAGAAAGACUUGUAAUCCUUAAAAGAUAAUAAAAUUUGUAAAAUUUUCAAUCAAAAAAUGAACUGGUAGCCCGCCAUUGUUAAUGCUAAUAAUUACUUACACAAUGCUCAUGGGUGCUGAAGCCUAUAAAAUCAGUCGCACCCAAGCGCCAGCAGAGGGCGACAAAACUCCGAAAAACACAACAAGUACACAUUUCACUGUGCUGUCAUUUUAAUGUUUGAGCGGGGCAUGUGCGUUAAUUGCGUCAAAUAUUUUAACGUGAUUAAUUUUUAAAAAUAAUUACCGCCCGUUAACGCGAUAAUUUUGACAGCCCUAUUAGUAACAUCAAAUAUUACAUCAUUCACCAAAGUAUAUCAGUAGCCGUGUCCUUAAGUCUUUCUUAUAGUUUUCCCCCUGAACUUUUUACUGCAAUAAUAUAAUGAAAACCUGAAAUUAUGGCUUUUAGUUUUGGCCACCCCAAGAUUUUGAGUGGCCCCAUCUGGCCACCCCUAUGAAAAAUUUCUGGAGGCGCCACUGGAAGGAUGAGCUCCUGUUUUGAAUCUUGGCUAUAGGUCGAUUUUAGAAAUAUUGCGCAGGUUAUUCUUAGUCGGCUACUGACCGACACCGAUGACUGAUUCCCUCUCUCCUUGGUGCCGUAUACGUAUCGGUAUCGUGCGGUGCAAGACUGCUCAUUAGUGCUACUAAGCCUUUUCAGUGGCUGAUCAGAUUGUUCUGCUUGUCCGUGGCAAGAGAGCGCAGGCGGCGUCAGUGGCAGCGGCAAGACAAAUUGCCUUCCGUCACUCAUUGGUCCUUUUGCUUAUUUGGACUUUUUGGGGGCUUAAAGUUGUCUGGAAUUGAUUGGACGCGCUCAAAACAACGGGCGUGUGGAGCCAGCGUGAGCGAGGAGGCAAAAAAACAAACUUAUUUGCUAUUUUUUUUCUCUCUCUCUGUGUCGGAAGGCCAAUUUUGACGUCUGCAAAUGACGGCGCAAGAGCACAAGCGCCGCUGAGGAUGAGGGCGGCGACGGCGGCGGCGGCGGCGGCGCUGUUCCUCCUGCUACUCCCGCUACUCCGGGCGCAGCUCCGGAACGUGACGCUGGCCGUCAUCCUGCCCGGGAGCAACACGGCCUACCCGUGGGCGUGGCCCCGGGUGGGCCCCGCCCUGAAGCGGGCCGUACGACGGGUCAACGGGGAUCCGGGCCUGCUGCCGGGCGCGCGGCUGAUCUACCGCUUCCGAAGCAGCGAGGACGUCAACGGCACCUGCUCCGAGUCGGUGGCGCCGUUGAUGGCGGUGGACCUGAAGCUGGCGCACGACCCGUGGGCCUUCCUGGGGCCGGGCUGCUGCUACACCUCGUCGCCGGUGGGCCGCUUCACCACCCACUGGGGCGUGCCCAUGGUGACGGCGGGGGCGCCGGCCGUGGCCUUCGACGACAACAGCUACCGCUCGGUGACCAACACGGGGCCCACCCACAAGAAGCUGGGCCGUUUCGCCGAGCGCGUGUGCCGCCACUUCGGCUGGCGCCGCCACAUCAUGCUGCUCUACGGCGACGACAAGUUGGACGACCGGCCCUGCUACUUCGCCAUGGACGGGCUGUACGCCGGGCUGCGGGGCGUCAACGCCACGCUGGUGCCCAGCGUCUUCGAGGAGCGCCUGGCCAUCAACUACACGCAGAUCCUAGAUGACGUCCAGUCCAGCAGAGUGUUGUUCGUGUGCUGCUUGCCCGACGUGUUCAGGAAAAUGAUGAUCCACUUCCGACGCGCCGACCUCCCCCACGAGCAGUUCGUCUUCUUCUUCAUCGACCUGUUCGGCGAGAGCCUCAAGUCGCGGCGGCCGUGGCAGCGCGGCGACGCCGACGACGCCGUGGCCAAGGAGGCCUUCCGGAGCGUGAAGAUCCUGACCUAUCGGGAGCCCCGGAACGCCGAGUACAAGGACUUCGUGGCCCAACUGAAGAAAGACGCCAAGGAUGAGUUCAACUUCACCGCCGACGACUCCCUGAUGAACAUCAUCGCGGGGGGCUUCUACGACGGCCUGAUGCUCUACGCGCACGCGCUCAACGAAAGCAUGACGGCGGGCGGCGAGCGGCCGCCGGGGAGCCUGGUCACCCGCCGGAUGUGGAACAGAACCUUCCACGGUGUGACCGGGACUUUGCGUCUCGACGAGAACGGCGACAGAGAGACCGACUUUGCUUUGUGGGACAUGAUGGACACCAACAGCAGUGUUUACCAGAUGGCGUUGGUGUACAACACUUUGGAGGAGAACCUGAUGGCCGUUCCCGGGACGGCGCUGCACUGGCCGGGCGGAGUCUGUCCUCCCGACGUUCCCGUCUGCGGAUUCAACAACGAUAACCCCGCUUGCCUCGCCCGGACCAUUACCAUCCGGCAGCUGGCCUCCAUCCUGGUCUUCUUCGUGUUGACCAUGACCCUGACGGUGGCCGUUUUCAUCUACAGGAGGAUGAAACUGGAGAAGGAGCUGGUGGCCGAGCUUUGGCGGAUCUCGUGGGACGACAUCCACACGGGCGACCCGGACAAAACCGGCGGCGGCAGGAUGACACCGUCUCUGAGAGGCUCCAACUACGGCUCGCUGAUGACGGACGGCCACGUGCAGGUCUUCGCAAAGACGGGCUAUUACAAGGGAAACUUGGUGGCCAUCAAGUACGCCGACAGGAAACGGGUGGAGCUCAAUAGGAAGGUCCUGUUUGAGCUCAAACACAUGCGGGAUGUUCAGAACGAGCACCUGACCCGCUUCAUCGGCGCCUGCGUGGACCCUCCCAACACCUGCAUCUUGACCGAAUACUGUCCCAGAGGCAGCCUGCAGGACAUCCUGGAGAACGACAGCAUCACACUGGACUGGAUGUUCCGAUAUUCUCUCAUCAACGACAUGGUCAAGGGCAUGGUGUUCCUCCACAACAGCGUGCUGAUCUCCCACGGGAAGCUCAAGUCUUCCAACUGCGUGGUGGACAACCGCUUCGUGCUCAAGAUCACCGAUUACGGUCUCAGCAGCCUGCGGGCCGAGAGCCCGGCGGCCAAGGACGCUCACGCCUACUACGCUCAGAGGUUGUGGAUGGCUCCGGAACUUUUGCGGAUGGAGUCGCCCCCUCCGCAGGGCAGCCAGAAGGGCGACGUCUACAGCUUCGGGAUCAUCCUCCAGGAGGUGGCGCUGCGCCGAGGCGUUUUCUACCUAGAGGGCGAGCCGCUGAGCCCCAAAGAGGUGGUGGAGCGCGUGGUGCUGGGCGAGUGGCCGUGCCUGCGACCGGCGCUGGACCCGCGCGCUCACAGCCCCGAGCUGGGCCAGCUGAUGCAGCGCUGCUGGGCCGAGGAGCCCACCGAAAGACCCGAAUUCAACCACGUCCGGAUGCUGCUGCGCAAGCACAACAGGGAGUCUCGGACCAACAUCCUGGACAACCUGCUGUCGCGCAUGGAGCAGUACGCCAACAACUUGGAGGAGCUGGUGGACGAACGCACGCAAGCGUACCACGAGGAGAAGCGCAAGGCCGAAACGCUGCUCUACCAGAUCCUGCCGCACUCGGUGGCGGAGCAGCUGAAGCGCGGCGAGACGGUCCAGGCGGAAGCCUUCGACUCGGUCACCAUCUACUUCAGCGACAUCGUGGGCUUUACCAGCAUCUCCGCCGAGAGCACGCCCAUGGAGGUGGUAACGCUGCUCAACGACCUGUACACGUGCUUCGACGCCAUCAUCGACAACUUUGACGUUUACAAGGUGGAGACCAUCGGCGACGCUUACAUGGUGGUGUCGGGGCUGCCGGUGAGGAACGGGAAGCUGCACGGGCGCGAAAUAGCCCGAAUGGCGCUGGCCCUGCUGGACGCCGUCACCACCUUCCGCAUACGCCACCGUCCGGACGAGCAGCUCAAGCUCCGCAUCGGAAUACACAGCGGUCCGGUGUGCGCCGGCGUGGUGGGCCUGAAGAUGCCUCGCUACUGUCUGUUCGGCGACACGGUCAACACCUCGUCCAGGAUGGAGUCCACUGGAGAAGCUUUGAAGAUCCACGUGUCAUCGGCGGCCCGUGACGUCCUAAGGGAGUCGGGCCACUUCCGCCUGGAGCUGCGAGGCGACGUGCAAGUCAAGGGCAAAGGCACGAUGACCACUUAUUGGUUGCUGGGAGAGAGCGACGACCAAUGACGGGCGGCUCCGAAAGUCCGCCUGUCACGUGACCGGGGAAAAUAAAAAACGGCCGGUUCCGAGCUUUGGACAUCCGACCGUCGAUGCGGGUCGCAACUGGAAACGGCGUGAUGAAGGACAUACAAAUGAGAUUUGAUUUCCUGUUUUGAAAGAACGCACAAGAAGUGGCCUUUUUUUUUCUUUUUUUUAUCAAAAAGCUUUAGUAACAAACCAGCAAAAAUGUCGCAAUAGUGCAUCCGUUCCCCGUCCACGUUCUUCUACCAUUCAUGCGAUGAGACGCUUGACGGCCCCCUUGAUGAAGUCCUUCCUGUCGCUCAGGUCGUGACCGGGAUACGCCCGGAACACCUGAAAACGAGCGAAAGCGGAUGAGCGGCCCGCCGAGGAAGAGCGAGCGUCCCCGGCGUCCUCACCAGCUGGCAGAUCUGCUUCAUGGUGGUCUUCUCCAGGUCGGCGUCUUUGAGGAGCGCGCGCACCGUCUCCGUCAGCCGCUCGUCACCGGGCGUCACGUCCGCGUCGUCGCCGCUUUGGGACGCGGCGUCGGGAUUCUGACCGACGGGGAGCGACGUCACAAAGAAGCCCUCGACGGUCUCGGACGGUUUUUACCUUCUUGGGCCGCUUCCUCUGGGGCGAAGUCUUCUCCGCUCUGGGGCGUUUCUUGGACGGCGGUUCGCUCGCCUGACGGAGACGUGACAACCGUGUGAGAUUCAGCCAUUGUACGAGUUGCAAGACACGUGUCUUAAUUUGAACUCACUCGCCGCUAUUGACAGCGAUAGAAAUGAAAUCCGUUUGAAUUCGGACGGCUGGGAUUUUAUUGCCAAAAACUGUGAUGAACGUCUAAUCUAUUUGGACUCGGACGACCAAUUGAAAGAUCAAGUGUUUCCUUAGUUUAGUAAGUGUUAUAAGGUCUGAUACACCAUAGUUAGCUGGGAAGUUGCCCUGACCAAGAUGGCCGCCACGUCGAGACUACAGCUCGCGAGCGUAUCUUUGUACCCGUUGAGUCCGCGGAACGUCCAAAUGACGAAACGACAACAGGUAUAAAGGUGCGCCUGUGCGGCGGCCAUCUUGUCAUGUGCAACUUCACCAUCAAACACAAUGAGUGGACACUGAAAUGAACUUGUAAAGUUUCCAACCAAUUGUCGGCGCUUCGAUCGUUGCCGUCCCUCCCGGUCCAAAUGAAUCGGACGUCUGUCGCCGUUAAAGGCAGUCUAUAAGUUGUUGUUAUAUCGUAAGUUGUUAAAAUAAAGUUCUUAGAAUAGUACAAAAUUUGUUUUUGUGUUUACUUAGCGCAUUAUAGGUGCUAAUACAUCAUAGUUAGCUGCCAUUGAUGAGAAACGUUGCCUUACCAAGAUGGCCACCACAUGGCUACUACAGCUCAUUAGCGUAUCCUCACACCCGUGGCGUUCAAGCAGCCUCCUAAUGACACGAUGACAAAGGGUCAUAAUGGUGUGCCAGUGUGGCAGCCAUCUUAGUAAAGGCAACUUUACCGUCAAACACAAUGAAAUGAACUUGCGAGUUUCCGAGUUUCCAACCAGGUUUUGUGUUCAAGAUGGUUUCAAACUAGCGGUAGCCUACUGUGAAGGGGUUCUGCGGCAACCAACGUUCCCUCUAAGCUGCGCAAUCGUGC